Molecule: messenger RNA, 3374 nt
Organism: Pyrgilauda ruficollis (rufous-necked snowfinch)
Lineage: Eukaryota; Metazoa; Chordata; Aves; Passeriformes; Passeridae
Gene: IPP
Product: intracisternal A particle-promoted polypeptide
Exons: 8
Coding region: 75-1841 (588 amino acids)
Molecular function (GO): actin binding
Source: RefSeq, a predicted model, not a curated record
CGCGCCCGGGCGGGAGGAGCGGGGCGCGUGCGCGGCGCGAGGCCGGCGCCGCGGGUGCCGGUGCCGCAGCAGCGAUGGCGGCGAGUGCCGGGAUGGGCAAGGGCGGCUCUGGCUCCAGCUCCGUCUCCAGUUCCGAGCGGCACGCCCGCCUCCUCCUGGCCCAGAUCAACCGGCUGCGCGCCGGGCACAGCUUCUGCGACGUGCGGCUGGAGGUGGGCCCGGAGGCGUUCUCCGUGCACCGCCUGGUGCUGGCGGCCAGCAGCCCGUACUUCGCGGCGCUGUUCGCGGGCGGCAUGAAGGAGUCCGGGCGGGACGUGGUGCGGAUCGCGGGCGUGGAGGCGGACACCUUCCACACGCUGCUCGACUUCAUCUACACAGGGGUGGUGAGCAUCGCGGAGCACAACGUCCAGGAGCUCAUCGUCGCCGCGGACAUGCUGCAGCUCACCGAGGUGGUGGAGCUCUGCUGCGAGUUCCUCAAGGGCCAGAUCGACCCGCUGAACUGCAUCGGCCUCUUCCAGUUCUCCGAGCAGAUCGCCUGUCACGACUUGAUGGAGUUCACCGAGAGCUACAUCCACGCGCACUUCCUGGAGGUGCAGAGCGGGGAGGAGUUCCUGGCGCUCACCAAGGAGCAGCUCGUGAAGAUCCUGCGGAGCGAGGACCUGAGCAUCGAGGACGAGUACCAGGUGUUCACAGCGGCGAUGCAAUGGAUUCUGAAGGAUGUGGGGAAAAGAAAGAAAUAUGUCGUAGAAGUACUGGAGCCUGUUCGAUUCCCUCUGCUACCAGCACAAAGGCUGUUAAAAUACAUAGAAAGUAUUCCAGAUUUCAGUCUUCGGGUGGCCCUGCAAACUCUGUUGAAAGAAUAUUGUGAAGUCUCUAAGUCUCCCAAAGAGAACAAGGUCAGCAGUUUUCUGCAGGCUUCUAAAGGUCGUCCCCGGAGGAAAGCCAGGAAGUACCUUUAUGCAGUAGGUGGGUACACCCGACUGCAGGGAGGACGCUGGAGUGACAGCAGAGCCCUCAGCUGUGUGGAGAGAUUUGACACCUUCAGCCACUACUGGACCACGGUGUCCUCUCUCCACCAGGCCCGGAGCGGGCUGGGGGUGGCUGUGGUGGGAGGAAUGGUCUAUGCCAUUGGAGGUGAGGACAACUCGAUGAUUUUUGACUGUACUGAAUGUUAUGAUCCUGUUACUAAGCAAUGGACAACCGUGGCUUCCAUGAACCAUCCCCGUUGUGCACUGGGAGUGUGCACAUGCUAUGGUGCCAUCUAUGCUUUGGGGGGCUGGGUUGGAGCAGAGAUUGGCAACACAAUUGAAAGAUUUGAUCCUGAAGAGAAUAGUUGGGAUGUGGUGGGAAGCAUGGCUAAGCCCCGUUACUGCUUUGGGUGCUGUGAAAUGCAAGGUUUGAUUUAUGUCAUCGGUGGUAUCAGCAGUGAAGGAGUAGAGCUGCGUUCUGUUGAAGUCUACGACCCCAUCUCUAAACGCUGGUCUGAGCUCGCUCCAAUGGGCACACGAAGAGCCUAUCUUGGUGUAGCUGCUCUCAAUGACUGUAUCUAUGCUGUGGGAGGCUGGAAUGAAUCCCAGGAUGCGCUUGCUAGUGUAGAAAGAUACUCAUUUGAAGAGGAAAAGUGGGUUGAAGUUGCAUCGAUGAAGAUCCCAAGAGCUGGUGUUUGUGUUGUGGCUGUGAAUGGACUUCUCUAUGCCUCAGGAGGCCGAGCUCCCAGUCCUGAUUUUGCUGCUCCAGUAACCUCUGACUCUGUUGAAGUUUAUAACCCUCACAUGGACAGCUGGACUGAAAUUGCCAACAUGAUCACCAGCCGCUGCGAGGGAGGUGUAGCUGUGCUGUAAAACACAAAGAAGAAAUUACUCAUUCAAGGAAUGAGUAAAUUACAUCUCCUCAGAUUUCCUGUUUCAUUGGCCAGAAACCUCUUUUAACACAGGAGCUUCAGUGGAGAAUUAGAUCAGAGGGAUUUUCCUGAGCAAAAGGAAAAGCCUUCAAAGUAAAUUGGCUUAUCCAGUGUCUGUCUCAGGAAGUAUUCCGUUAAGAGUAGGAAUGCCUCUUAGAACUGGAUUAAGCUCACUGAAAUAAAUGGUGAAUUUGCCCUGUAAAAAUCUGAAGAAAUAAUUCCAACACAUCAGAGACAUUAAUCAGGUUGUUACUGAGGUGGCACUUUAGCCAGACUUGCAAUCUGGAAGUGGGUUAAUGUCAACAGCAAGGAGUUACCCAUAGGUAAGACCAGAUGGGUGAUUUGGAUGGCAUUAGUUCUUUUUCUGGCAGAAAAAGAGAAGAUAAGACACAGGAUAAAAUUGGUGCCUCUGCUUAGAACGUUGAUGCAUUUAAGCCUCUUUUCUGUUGCUGGACAUGGUGGGCAUUAAAUAUGAAUUGGAUCUUUACUUUCUGGCCACUCCACAAAUUUGAAUGGUGAGUGGAUGAGAAUUUCCUGUUAUGGAAGAUUGUCCUCACAGUUCUAAUAAUGCCAUUCUCCUUCAGUGCUGGCUUUUCUUCUCAGUGGUGUCAGUGAUGCCAGUAGAGCUCCUUUUUGUGUCAGCUCUGGUGAAUUUUAAAUGCAAAUGCUAUUCAUUAGAUUGGCUGUUCUGUUUAGCACUGCUCUUAGUAUAAAAACACAGGGAAAGGCUUUUGGCCCCAGAUUUUUUUCCCCAUAGUCAAAUGUGUUUUUACCCUGUGUCACACAUGCUGAGACUUGGCAUUGAAUACUUGCUGUUCUACAAGACACACUCCUUCACCUUCACUACAUCUUGUAUCCUGCCUCAUCCAAAUUUGAGCCAAUGGAGCUUUCUGUGAUAGAAUUAGCUGCAUUUAGUAUUGAAGUAAUGAUACCAGUGUGCUCUUGAGGAGUUUGUAUUUAGCUCGGACACACUUAGUAAAACAAUAGUACAAAGAGUUUGGAGUUAUUUCUAGAUUCAUUUAAUUAACGUAUUUGAAGUUGCUUUUUUCACACUGUGGCUGCAUUUUCAGCACAGCUGUGGAUGAUUUGGAUGGAGUCUGAAGUGAGGCUGCUUGAAUUUUGAUAGACAGUGUUAUUCUGGAUCACCAAAGCACAACUGGAAUGUCACAAAACAGGAAGCCUGGCACUGUGUAGACAAAGGAGCAUUCAUGCUGUUUAGAUCAAUAUCCCCUGUGUAAAAUUAACAAAUUAUUACAUGCUAAGUCCUCCACGGUGAGGUACCUUAAUAAUUGACGUCCUAAAAUCUAACAUAGAGUUGGGCUAAAACAUAUUAGAUGAUGGAGAGUCUCUCUGAUUGUUCCAUAAUCUUUUACUUCAAAGUAUUUCUUAUGUGUCUGAAUUAAUGGUUUGAUUUUUUUUCAAAUAUAAGCUUGUUUGAACUGUUUUUCAUAAUAAAAUGUAUUUUCAGAACUGA